AUGGACCUCUGGAACUCGAUAAAAGAAGGUUUUAUUCCAAUGAUUGGCAAAACUGUGAGGGAUGUUACUGUCCCACCUCUCAUUGUUGGAGACUCUGCAUUUCCCCUUCGUUCUUGGCUACUGAAACCAUAUACCAAUGCUGUAUUGACACCUCAGCAGCAUUACUUCAACUAUCGCUUGUCUAGAGCGUGCAUGGUCACAGAAGCUGCAUAUGGUCAACUUAAGGGGAGGUGGAGGGUCCUAUUCAGGAAAAAUGAAAGCAACUGAGAUCAAGCCCACAUAACCACUCUAGCAUGCAUGGUGCUUCACAAUACUUGUAUUAUGCAGGGAGAUGCCAUCUCAAGGAAGCUUGAUUUGUCUCUUGAUGAAAGUGGUGGAAAGAGGAACAGGGACGAAUUGA
Messenger RNA from Pocillopora meandrina, 400 nucleotides. The record is from the annotation of a GenBank genome assembly. Lineage: Eukaryota; Metazoa; Cnidaria; Anthozoa; Scleractinia; Pocilloporidae.